AUGGGUGUUUGGAUGCCAUACAUGUCCGAUCAAGUACCUAUACCACCGCCACACACCCAGUUGGCUGUCAUUGCACUGCUUAACCCGAAUCGACCAAAUAUUAUGCAUAAAAAUACCAUUGAAUACCAACGACGCGUUUACAUGUAUUUACUAAAAAGAUAUUUACUAAUCAAAUACCGGUCUGAAUGUGAGGUGAUGUCGAGGUUAUGGAAAUUGUCACAAAUGCUAUCAAAUGCGAACCAAUUGUCUGAAUCCGUGGCCACAGAUAUCUGUCGCCAGAAUCUCGAUGAUAGGGAUCCACUGUUUCGGGAACUUUUCCUAUUCACUACUAUCAUCGGAAUCGGAAUUAUGAUCGUUAUAAUAGUCAUAUUCGGGAUCGUCUUCAUCGGAUUCAGUCAUCAAAUCACCCGCAAGAAGACCGCCAUAAUUCGCAUCUAUGUGUUCAUAUGUCCGCAAAUCAAAGCAUUUAAGUUUUGGUAA
This is a messenger RNA of Oppiella nova, 480 nucleotides long. The record is from the annotation of a GenBank genome assembly. Lineage: Eukaryota; Metazoa; Arthropoda; Arachnida; Sarcoptiformes; Oppiidae.